Molecule: messenger RNA, 1059 nt
Organism: Tarenaya hassleriana
Lineage: Eukaryota; Viridiplantae; Streptophyta; Magnoliopsida; Brassicales; Cleomaceae
Product: chlorophyll a-b binding protein CP26, chloroplastic
Exons: 6
Coding region: 66-923 (285 amino acids)
Biological process (GO): photosynthesis, light harvesting in photosystem I; response to light stimulus
Cellular component (GO): chloroplast thylakoid membrane; plastoglobule
Source: RefSeq, a predicted model, not a curated record
UCCAUAUUCUCGAACUCGAAUCUCUUCUCCAAAAACCACCAAAAGGUUGAAUCUUUAGGUUAAAGAUGGCGUCUUUGGGUGUGUCUGAAAUGCUGGGUACGCCCCUCAACUUCGGUGGAGCCACAAGGACAUCUGCUCCUUCGCCAUCGAGCCCUGCAACUUUCAAGACAGUGGCUCUGUUCUCCAAGAAGAAGGCUGCUUCUGCUCCUCCUGCCAAGUCCAAGACCGCCUCUGUCUCUGCUACCAGCGACGAGCUCGCUAAGUGGUACGGUCCUGACAGGAGGAUUUUCUUGCCGGACGGUCUUUUGGACAGAUCAGAGAUCCCUGAGUACUUGAAUGGUGAAGUACCUGGAGACUAUGGUUAUGAUCCUUUUGGCCUCAGCAAGAAGCCCGAGGACUUUGCCAAAUACCAAGCCUUCGAAUUGAUCCACGCCAGAUGGGCUAUGUUGGGAGCAGCCGGCUUCAUCAUCCCCGAGGCCUUGAACAAAUACGGCGCCAACUGUGGCCCUGAAGCCGUCUGGUUCAAGACGGGUGCUCUGCUUCUUGACGGAAACACAUUGAAUUACUUUGGCAAGAACAUCCCCAUCAACCUUAUCGUUGCUGUCAUUGCCGAGGUUAUUCUUGUCGGCGGUGCUGAAUACUACAGAAUCAUCAAUGGCUUGGAUCUUGAGGACAAGCUACAUCCAGGAGGCCCGUUUGAUCCAUUGGGACUUGCCAAUGACCCGGAACAAGCGGCUCUGCUCAAGGUGAAGGAGAUCAAGAACGGUAGAUUGGCCAUGUUUGCCAUGCUCGGCUUCUACUUCCAAGCCUACGUCACAGGGGAAGGUCCCGUGGAGAAUCUCGCCAAGCAUCUCAGUGACCCUUUUGGAAACAACUUGCUCACUGUCAUCGCUGGAUCUGCUGAAAGAGCUCCCACCCUCUAACUCUCUCUCUCCAAUGGCUUUGUACACCUUCCAAGAAGAUACUUUAUGUCACAUUUCCCAAACUUAGAAUUUCUUUGGUUUCUUGGAAAUUCUAAUGAUGCUCUGAAAAUGAAUGGAAACGUUUCCACUUCUCUUA